CUAAAUUUGAACAACUUAACUUUGUUUCUAGCUAGGACUUGGCUUUUCUCUGUCAGCACUGACGUUGUGAAAUGACAGUAUAGUUGCGAAGGGUGACAACUCUAGUGCCGUAAAGCAAAACAAAAACAGAAGAAAUUUAAAUCGUCAUUGUUAGUAACAGCGAUUAAAGUUGUUUCCAUUUUGGAGGGCGAACGAAGAUGUCCUUCCGCAAUUCUUGCUUAGUGGCGGCAGCGCUGCUGCUGCUCCUGAUCCAAGAGCAUGCCUGUGACGCACCAGCUACGCAGAAGUCUGUGACUACUCCGGAGAAAAGUGCGCCGGUUAGCAAGACCGUAAAGAAGGCAAAGCCUGAGGAUCCGCCGGCUGGUCCAAAAGAUUCUAUGGUUGUUGUGAGCAAGGGAGGCCCAGAGCCCGCUGCGCCCCCGGCAUUGCCGCCUGAUUCCAAGCCCCCCGCAUUGCCAGUCGAUGACAAGCAUGCGGCCCCAGGAUCCGCCGCCAGUGCUGCCGGUGACGAAGUUCGCGUGGAGCAUUCUCAUGACGAUUCUCCCGGCCAGGCCGUGGUCUACAUAGUGGUGGGCAUCACCAGCACUGCUAUCCUGCUGUUCGUAAUGCGGGUUUAUCGGCUGCGUCUUUCACGGGCCGAGCGAAAGUACGGCGUGCAGGGCGACCGGGCCAACCAGGAGCUGACACCGUUGCCCAUGGCCAUCGAGGACGUCAACAGCGACGAGGAGGACCACACCCUGUUUGAGGUCAAUCGCCAGAACAUACGCAUAUUAUGAAAUAGCCAACAGCAUCACUCGCCAAAGAUCUGGGUGGCCGUGGCGCCAUUACCAACACAACUCCUCAGCAGACUUGCCUUAUUUCGUAGCUAUAUAAUGCUUUGUAGAUUUACGCCGUAGCCGCUAACACAUAGCACAUUAAGUCCAAUGCCCGGUUCUCCCACUAACUAAGUAACUAAGUUCUGUGCAUUUCUCCCCACUCGCAGUUGGUUCAAGUUUAACGAAUCAAAGGAAAACAAAACCACUUGUGAUAACGAUUACAAUGAUACAUGUAUGUCUAUAAGAAACAGGAUGCCGCCGCUGAAGCCCCGAAGGCAUUAAAAAUCUCAAAUUACGGAUACUCUCCACUCGCCUCAACGCGUAUCUGUUCCAUAUUAAUAAAUGUUAUAUUAAAUGUA
Drosophila kikkawai is the source of this 1174-nucleotide messenger RNA. RefSeq lists its product as uncharacterized. The record is from RefSeq and is a predicted model, not a curated record. NCBI's taxonomy places the organism in Eukaryota, Metazoa, Arthropoda, Insecta, Diptera, Drosophilidae.